Messenger RNA from Diabrotica balteata, 4446 nucleotides. The record is from the annotation of a GenBank genome assembly. Lineage: Eukaryota; Metazoa; Arthropoda; Insecta; Coleoptera; Chrysomelidae.
AUUUUAGCACAAGAGGCACGAUCCAAUAGAAGAUCUCGAGAUACUUCUUACAAAGCAAAAGCUUUUGAAAAAUUCAAACAGUUAAAGAAAGGAUUAAAAAAUAAAUAUGAAGUUGAUGAAAUAGAUAACGUUUAUGAAGUAGUUGAAGAAAAACAGUAUGUCAAGGAAGUUUUAUCAAGAUAUGAUGAUGAUUGGAUUGUGGAUGAUGAUGGCAGUGGAUAUGUGGAAGAUGGUAGAGAUAUAUUUGAUGAUGAUCUUGAUAUGGAGUCAAUUGCUCAAGCCUCAGCUAAAGGCAAAGGCACUAAACGAAAAACAAAAAAUGUAUCUGAAAAUGCUGGGAAAGGAAAAAUUCAACAAAUGUUAUCCAGUUUACCGUCAAAGAAGAAAGUGGAAACAAAAAUUGAUGAUGAUGAUAUGCUGUCAGAAAUUCUUGGCGAGAUUGACACCUCACCUUCCACUAGUGCACAAAAACCAAAGAUCAAAGAAUAUUCAGCUUUAGCUAAAAAGUUGGCUGCUAAGGAUUAUAUGAAAAAUUUCUCCCAACCUUCCAAAAAACGUGUCAUUGAGAGGAAGUCAUUACCAAAUCAGAAUGUUGAGGAGGUGAAAAAUGGUUCUGUGUUAAAAGAAGUACAACCUAAUGUGGAAAAAACCACAAAAAACUCACAAAAAACUUUUUCAGAAAAAAAUGUUAUUAAUCCUUUUAAAAAAGUAAAAGAAACUCCUACAGCAAAACAGCCACAAACUGAAGCUGCUCAAGAAGUAAUAGAAGAAACUCCGGAAGAAACUUUUGAUGACACCUUGACAGAAGCUUUCGAUGAUGACUCCAUGUUUGAAGAGUUGGAUAAGACCCCAACUGGACCAUCUCAAAAGGGUGCAAGUCAGACUAUCGAGACUGAUUUAACUCAGGAUGACUUUGGUGAUGAUUUCGAUGUUACCCAAAUUGAAGAAUUUGAGUCUCAACCAUCUGAGGAUGUUGAAGAAGCUAGUGAAAAGCUUUCAGAUGAACUACAGGCUGAAUUUGAAACAGAAUGGGAGAACUUUAUGAACAAAACUGUUGAUAUUGAUAACACAAAUGAAGCUUUGUUGGAUAAGAGUGAUAUCCCUACAAUAGAUGUUGAAGGAAAAAAGGUAUUCCGUUUUUUCUGGUGGGAUGCUUACGAGGACCCGUUAAAGCAAAAGGGAACAGUUUUCUUAUUUGGAAGAACUUACUGCGAACAAAGCAAGAGCUUCGUCAGCUGUUGCGUAGCAGUUAGAAACAUUGAUAGGCGUCUAUUUGUUUUGCCAAGGCCAUAUGAACUUGGUGCAGAUGGACAACCUACAGACACUCCAGUUACAUUUAAGAAAAUGUAUGAAGAAUUCAAUGAUAGGGUACUUAAGCCCAUAGGAGUCAGUACCUUCAGAUCUAGACAGACCAGUAAAAAAUAUGCCUUUGAUCCGAAUAUACCACACGAAUCGGAAUAUAUGGAAAUCAGAUAUCCAGCAAAUGAUCCAAAAAUUGAUGCAGAUCUCAUCCCCAAAAGGACACGCACCUUUUCAAAAAUUUUCGGAAUAAAUACUAGUUUUCUUGAGAUCUUUUUCCUGGAAAGAAAAAUUAAGGGACCUUGUUGGUUGGACAUAUCAAAUCCAGUGCCAGUUACGAACCCCUUAAGUUGGUGUAAGUUCGAAGUGAACUGCUCGAAGAUGGUGGAUUUACAGGUGACAGUGACAGAAAAGCCACUGCCUCCACCUCCGCUGGUUGUAACUGCUAUUAACAUAAGAACUUGCAUCAACAGAAAAACUUGUGGCCAUGAAAUCGUGAUGGCUUCUUGCUUGACACAUAAAAAAUAUGCCGUAGAUAUGCAGCCUCCAGAUCCCCCGUUUCAACAACAUUUCUGUGUGAUUGCUGCUCCUGGUGAUCAGACGUUACCUUUUGAUAUCCACGAUGCCCUCAGUAAAUACAAAGCAACAAAAGUACAAAAAAUGGAUUCGGAAAAAGGAUUGUUGAACUUUUUUGUAAACCAAUUCUCUUCUAUUGAUCCCGAUUUGAUAAUAGGCCAUGACUUGCAGGGCUACCAAAUUAAUAUUUUAGCUGAAAGACUUUCCAAACUCAAUACAAAUAUUUUCAAUAAAUUGGGUCGCUUGAAGAGAUCGGAAAAGAAAAAUUUGGAGAAAAGUCUUUUUGCUGGAAGAUUAGUAUGUGAUAUAAAAAUAUCAGCUAAGGAAUUAAUAAAAUCACGUUCAUACGAUUUGGACUCGUUAUGCCAAGUUGUUCUGAAACUUAACGAAAAUCAAAGAAUCGAAUUAGAACCGGAUGAUGUACCAAAGAUGUUUAAAACUACUUCAGAUAUUCUGAAAUUGGUAUCGUUUACCAUGCAGGACACCAUGUAUAUAUUAAAAAUCAUGUAUAAUUUGAAUGUUAUUCCAUUGGCGUUGCAGAUAACCAAUAUAGCUGGUAAUGUCAUGUCUAAGACUUUGAUGGGUGGAAGAUCCGAACGAAAUGAGUUUUUGUUGUUGCACGCCUUUUCUGAGAAAGGCUAUAUACCUCCAGAUAAGGAGUAUAAGAAGAAAGGAGAUGGAAAGCAGAGUUCAAAAAAGAAACCUACAUAUGCAGGAGGUUUGGUUUUGGAUCCCAAAGUCGGAUUUUACGACAACCUUAUUCUCCUAAUGGACUUCAAUUCUCUAUACCCCAGCAUCAUUCAGGAAUACAACAUUUGUUUUACUACAUUACCGGUAAGCGACAGCGACGAAAACCUCUUCUUACCAGACAGCAACCUACCUCCGGGAGUUUUACCCACAGAGAUUAGAAAACUCGUCGAAAGCCGGCGUCAAGUCAAAGGAAUGAUGAAAAAACCAGAUCUAUCUGUUGAUCUACGAAUGCAGUACGACAUUCGACAGAUGGCUUUAAAGUUAACAGCUAACAGUAUGUACGGAUGUCUGGGAUUUUCAAAUUCUAGGUUCUAUGCCAAAAAUUUGGCUGCGCUAGUAACGCAGAAAGGUAGAGAAAUAUUGACAAAUACUAGGGAUAUGAUCGAGAAGAUGAAUUUUAAUGUUGUUUAUGGUGAUACUGACAGUAUUAUGAUUAAUACCAAUAUUUUGGAAUACGAUCAGGUAUUUAAAAUUGGUGUCAAAAUUAAACAAGAAGUAAACAAAUUAUAUAAACAAGUAGAACUCGAUAUAGAUGGCGUAUUUAAAUAUUUACUGCUUUUAAAAAAGAAAAAGUAUGCUGCAGUAACAUUGAAUAAAGACAAAAGCGGAAAAUUGGUUGCCGUCAAAGAAUAUAAAGGUUUGGAUAUUGUUCGAAGAGAUUGGUCCCAAAUAUCUUCUGAAGCUGGAAAAUAUAUAUUGAAUCAGAUUUUGAGCGAUCAAUCCGCCGAUGAAAGAAUAGAGCAUAUUCGUGAAUAUCUAAGAAAAAUUCGUGAACAUUUAACUGAGGGCAAAGUACCCACUCCGUUAUUAAUAAUUACCAAACAGUUAACGAAGGAGCCCCAUAUGUAUCCUGACAAAAAUUCUCUGCCACACGUACAAGUCGCUCUUCGUUACAAUCAGAAAAGCGGAGGGCAUUUUAGGGCUGGAGACACCGUACCUUAUAUAAUUUGUGAAGAUGGAACCACCAAUAGCGCCGUACAAAGAGCCUACCACGUAGAUGAACUAAAAAGUAAUUCUGAUCUCAAAGUUGAUAUUAUGUAUUAUUUAGGUCAGCAAAUACACCCCGUAGUAUCGCGAAUCUGCGAACCUAUUGAAGGAAUAGAUUCUUAUGAGAUAGCGGAAUGCUUAGGAUUAGAUACAAAAAACAUAAAAAGACCUAGGCAGGCAGUAAACGAACUUAUUGGGGAAAAUAUUAGCAGACCCGAAAUCAAGUUUAGAAACGUGGACAAGUUUAAGUUUAUUUGCUUUGGCUGUAGACAGGAAAAUAUUGUUGAGGGAGCAUUGGUAGGAAACUCACCUUUCCUGGAACGGUGUCGCAACUCGGAUUGCAGUCUAAAACCAAUAGAUUACUUACCUUUCAUACAAAACCAAUUGGCCCUUUCGAUCCAAUCAUACAUUAAUAAGUACUACGAAAAUAUCUUAAUAUGCGAAGAUCCCGCAUGUACAAACGAAACAAACCGUCUUCCUCUUAAAUUUGCCAGGAAAUACCCAAUUUGUACAUUAUGUCAGAAGGGAGUCAUGUUCAGGGUAUAUAACGAGCAGCAAUUAUACACCCAGUUAUCUUAUUUCCAGCACAUAUUUGAUUUGAGCAAACUGAGUAAAAAGCCUCUAAUGGAACAUGAAAUCGAAUCUGGUUAUUCGUCACUUCAAGAUAUUGUUGAAAAAUAUUUAAAUCAUUCCGGAUAUUCCAUAAUAGACCUCACUGAACUUUUCUCCAUGCUAGAUCCUCACAAAAAGCGAGAAAACACAGCAAUCAAUGUACAUACAGAUAUAGAGGAAGACGUCCAAUAUAUGGAUGAGGAAGAAGAAGAGGAUGUGUAA